GCAUUACAGCGAGGAAGGCUCCACCAGAUGGCAGUUUAGGAUUGUUCCUUUCUGCUCCAAGGCGCGGUUCCCGCUUCUCACGACAUAUUUACAAUAUUAAAAUCUACACACUUUUAUCAGAUAUAUCGAUUAUUUUAUUUCGGAAGACUGUAAUCGAUUGGUCAAUGGCCGGUAAAGGGGCUGGUGUGUUGUGAGGUGCUGUGUCCCCAGUGUUGAGUGAAUUUGGUCACCACUCUGUAACCCCCCCCCACACACACACACACACACACACACGGUUGACCCCGUACCGAGCCACACCCCUCCCUCCAGCGGACCACACACACCCACUCUUUCCCGAGGACACACACCCCUCCCUCCAGCGGACCACACACACCCACCCUUUCCUGAGGACACACACCCCUCCCUCCAGCGGACCACACACACCCACCCUUUCCUGAGGACACACACCCCUCCCUCCAGCGGACCACACACACCCACUCUUUCCUGAGGACACACACCCCUCCCUCCAGCGGACCACACACACCCACUCUUUCCUGAGGACACACACCCCUCCCCUGCAGCAGUCAGGAUGAUCACCUCUGAGCUGCCUGUCCUACAGGACUCGUCCAAUGAGAGCGGAGCGGCAGACACAGUGAGUCUGAGUGUGAGUGUGAGUGAGCUGGAGGACCCGACAGACACUAAAGGCAAGAAGAAGAGAGGGAGGCCUGGCAGACCACCAGCAGCCAAUAAGAAGCCUCGGAAGUCCCCAGCGGAGAAGGCUACAGGCGGGGCUAAAGGGAGGAAGGCCAAUGGGGUCCCUCAGACCAACGGCGAGGGAGGAGACCCCGUCACUCUGUUUGAGGUGGUCAGAAUGGGAAAGAGUGCCAUGCAGUCUGUGGUUGAUGACUGGAUCGAGUCGUACAAGCAGGACAGAGACAUCGCCUUACUGGACCUCAUCAACUUCUUUAUCCAGUGUUCUGGCUGCAAAGGCACCGUGCGCAUCGAGAUGUUCCGCAACAUGCAGAACGCUGAGAUCAUCAGGAAGAUGACAGAGGAGUUUGACGAGGACAGUGGGGACUACCCUCUCACCAUGCCCGGGCCGCUGUGGAAGAAGUUCCGCUACAACUUCUGUGAGUUCAUCUGCGUAUUGAUACGUCAGUGCCAGUACAGCAUCAUCUACGAUGAGUACCUCAUGGACACGGUCAUAUCCCUCCUCACGGGACUGUCUGACUCACAGGUCAGAGCUUUCAGACACACCAGCACACUGGCAGCGAUGAAGUUGAUGACAGCGUUGGUGAACGUGGCAUUGAACCUCAGUAUCCACCAGGACAACACCCAGAGACAGUAUGAGGCUGAGAGGAACAAGAUGGCCGGAAAACGGGCCAAUGAGAAGCUAGAGCUGCUGCUGCAGAAGAGGAAGGAGCUCCAGGAGAACCAGGAUGAGAUUGAGAACAUGAUGAACUCUAUCUUCAAAGGAAUCUUUGUCCACCGCUACAGGGAUGCUAUAGCUGAGAUCAGAGCUAUCUGUAUUGAGGAGAUUGGAGUUUGGAUGAAGAUGUACUCUGACGCCUUCCUCAACGACAGCUACCUGAAAUAUGUAGGAUGGACCUUACACGACCGGCAAGGUGAGGUCCGUCUGAAGUGUCUGAAGGCUCUCCAGAACCUGUACACCAACAGAGAACUGUUUCCUAAACUGGAGCUGUUCACCAACCGCUUCAAGGACCGCAUCGUGUCCAUGACUCUGGAUAAGGAGUAUGACGUGGCUGUGGAGGCUAUUAGACUGAUCACUCUCAUCCUGCAAGGCAGCGAGGAUGCGUUGUCCAAUGAGGACUGCGAGAAUGUCUACCACCUGGUUUACUCCGCCCACAGACCUGUCGCCGUGGCAGCAGGAGAGUUUCUGCACAGGAAGUUGUUCAGCAGACAUGACCCCCAGGCAGAGGAGGAGUUGGCUAAGAGGAGAGGGAGGAGCAGCCCCAACGGGAACCUCCUCCGCAUGCUGGUGCUGUUCUUCUUGGAGAGUGAGCUUCAUGAACAUGCAGCCUAUCUGGUGGACUCUCUGUGGGAGAGUUCUCAGGAGCUGCUGAAGGACUGGGAGUGUAUGACUGAGUUACUGCUGGAGGAGCCUGUACAAGGAGAGGAGGUGCUGUCAGACAGACAGGAGAGUUCCCUGAUAGAGUUGAUGGUGUGUACCAUCCGGCAGGCAGCAGAGGCUCACCCACCCGUCGGCAGGGGCACUGGGAAGCGUGUUCUCACGGCGAAGGAGAGGAAGACUCAGAUAGACGACAAGAACAAACUGACAGAACACUUCAUCAUGGCCCUGCCCAUGCUCCUGUCUAAGUACCAGGCCGACUCUGAGAAGGUGGCUAACCUGCUACAGAUCCCUAUGUUCUUUGAUCUGGACGUGUACAGUGCUGGGCGUAUGGAGAAGCACCUAGAUGCCUUACUGAAGCAGAUCCGCCUGGUGGUGGACAAACACAUUGAGACAGAUGUUCUGGAGGCCUGCAGUAAGACCUACAGCAUCCUAUGUUCUGAGGAGUACACCAUCAUGAACAGAGUGGACAUCGCCCGCUCGCAACUCAUCGACGAGAUAACGGACCGCUUCACACACUCCGUAGAAGACCUGCUGCAAGAGGCCGAGGAGGCCGACGAUGACGACAUCUACAACGUUCUGUCUACCCUCAAGAGACUCACGGCCUUCCACAAUGCUCAUGACCUGACGCGGUGGGACCUGUUUGGUAGCUGCUACAGGUUGUUGAAGGCUGGUAUUGAGCAGGGGGCCAUGCCAGAGCAGAUCGCUGUCCAGGCCCUGCAGUGUUCCCACUACUCCAUACUGUGGCAGCUGGUGAAAAUCACAGAGGGAACUCCUAGUAAGGAGGACCUGGUGGCUCUGAGGAGAGUGGUGAAGUCCUUCCUGGCUGUCUGUCAGCAGUGUCUGUCCAAUGUCAACACACCUGUCAAAGAACAGGCCUUCAUGUUGUUGUGUGACCUGCUGAUGGUCUUCAGUCACCAGUUGGUGUCUGGGGGCAGAGAAGGACUGGAGGCCCUAGUGUUCAACCCAGACAGCACCUUACAGAACGAGCUGCUCACCUUCAUCCUGGACCACGUCUUUAUAGAUCAGGACGAUGAGAACCAGAGCAUGGAAGGCGAUGAGGAGGAUGAAGCCAAUAAGAUAGAAGCUCUUCACAAGAGGAGAAACCUGCUCGCAGCCUUCAGCAAACUCAUCAUCUAUGACAUCGUGGACAUGCCUGCUGCUGCAGACAUCUUCAAACACUACAUGAAGUAUUAUAAUGACUAUGGUGAUAUCAUCAAGGAGACUCUCAGUAAGACCAGACAGAGUGAUAAGAUCCUCUGUGCCAAAACCCUCAUCCUCAGUCUGCAACAGCUGUUCAACGAGCUUCUCCAGGACCAGGGUCCUACUCUGGACAGAACGUCGUCUCACGUCAGCGGCAUCAAGGAGUUGGCCCGGCGCUUCGCCCUCACCUUCGGCCUGGACCAGAUCAAAACCAGAGAGGCUGUCGCUACACUGCACAAGGAUGGUAUAGAGUUUGCCUUUAAGUACCAGAACCCCCAUGGUGCAGAGUUCCCUCCUCCUAACCUGGCCUUCCUAGAGGUCCUCUCAGAGUUCUCCUCCAAACUGCUGCGACAGGACAAGAAGACUGUUCACUCGUAUCUGGAGAAGUUUAUGUCGGAGUCGAUGUCGGAGCGCCGUGAGGACGUGUGGCUGCCCUUAAUCUCCUACCGGAACAGUCUGCUAACAGGAGGAGAGGAUGGGGACCGGAUGUCGGUCACGUCAGGCGCCAGCAGCAAGACCAGCUCCAUCCGCAGCAAGAAGGGACGGACGCCAAUACACAAGAGUAAACGCAUCGAGGAGGAGAGUAGUGUGGAGGCCUCCUGGCUUCGUGGUAAUGACAGCCUCCAGACACCGGGGGCGCUAACCACCCCUCAGCUCACCUCCACCGUCCUCAGAGAAAACCCACGGCAGGCGGCUGACACACACCUACCUGACCACGACUCUGAACCUGGCUCAGAGAACGACUAUGUACACAAUCCCCAGAUGCAGAUGUCUUGGCUAGGCCAACAGAAGAUGGAGGACAGCAGGAAGGAUAGAACAGCCAUGAACUACAUGAAGGCCCGCAACCAGACUGUCAGACAAACUGUUCGUGGUCUUAUGGAGGAUGACGCAGAGCCAAUCUUUGAGGACGUCAUGAUGUCAUCGCGAGGUCAACUGGAGGACAUGAACGAGGAGUUCGAAGACACCAUGGUCAUCGACCUGCCUCCCUCCAGGAACAGACGUGAGAGGGCGGAGCUCAGACCAGACUUCUUCGACUCAGCAGCCAUGAUCGAGGACGAGUCGGGUUUCACCAUGCCCAUGUUCUGAUCCAGUGUUCCCGGUCCUUCCUGAAAGGGGGAGGAGCCUUCGACAUGAUGAGCUGUCAAUCAAACAUCAGACUGUCUUGUCAGAACUUUUAUCACACACACUUGAACACCCAGACGAACUCUGAUCAGCCAGUUGACGGCCUUGUGUUUGUGUGUGUGUGUGGAUCUGUUGGGAUCUACCCUGAAGCUCCAGGGAUCCACUCACUGACCGGCCGGAGGAUCCCACGCAACCCUGAGAAUUUCGGACAAAAUAUCGUACAGAGUAUCUAUCGUACAUAGAGAAGAUCUUUUAUCGUUCAGUGGACGUGUGGGUGUGUUGGCUACAAACCGGACAGAAUAUCGGACAAAAUAUCGUACAAAACAUUGUUCCACAUUUCUUUAAAAAUAUUGUAAACUUUCGGCCCUUCCUUCCUAACUUGUUAGCAUUCUGGCUAAUCUCUCCGCUAGCUCUGUGGUACUCAUGGCCCUGUGCGCCCGGCUAUACAGUCCCCCAUGCCACACAGUUGUAUGGUUGUUUCGUUCCACUUCCGACGUCAUGUAUAGACCCCCCCCCCAGAUGGAACUUGAUAUUUAAUGUGAUAAAUCUUUACUCUCUCACUCCUGUCUCUCUUUACUCUCUCUUCCCUUUCAAUAGUGUUGAGAAUAUCCUGUAUUUGGUUUUAUUGGCAAAUGCACCAAACAGCAAGCAAUGGGACCAGAACUAGAAGAGUUCUCAUUGGCCAUACAAGAGGCUGUGACAUCAUAGCCAAAUCCCAAGCCACUCCCCAUCAGAGCUUCAGACAGACACACCCACGGUGGAAUUGCGGCUUUUUAAAGACGUUUUAAAAAUACAUAUAUUUUGAAUUUCAGUAGCUUUAGUACAAAGUUUUAAAUGAAGUGAGUUUUUAAUUUUUUUUGUCUGAUAUAUUUGUUUGUACAGUUAUCUUUCUGAAAAAGUAUCUUGUUUGUUGCCAAACGGUUGCCUAAAUGCUUAUAUCUGAUUAGGCCCUACUGCUCAGGCUGUUGCCAUGGAUACCCAGCCUGUUAAGCGCCAUAUAAGGGUGUGUCCAGUGCGACCAUAGGUAGUUGUGCAGGCUCAGUCUAAAGUGACUUCCUUUUCAUCUGCACUGAUGAGGAAGACCUGGACAGGUAACUGCUAAUAUCCAGUAGCCUUCUACCAUAUUCAUUUCACUUGUCCUCUUUUCAGAUCAGUGCAUAUGAAGGUGGAGACCAGCAGAGAAUACCCCUCUAGUCUUAUGUGGCUGUAGUUACACAUAACAGUUGAUUGGUUGUCUUAUCACUUUGACCCACCCCUAUUGUUCUUCUACUGGCUGGUUAAGCUGCCCUUCUGUAAAUAUCAGAGAUGAUUGGUUCUUUCUGUAGCGAUGGCAUCACCUGCCCUUUAACCUUCUGAAAUACUGUUUUUUUUCUUCCUGUGAACUUGUUGAUCUUAUCUUUUUUAAAUAAAUAAAAUCUGUAAUCUAA
Oncorhynchus nerka (sockeye salmon) is the source of this 5820-nucleotide messenger RNA. Its product is annotated as cohesin subunit SA-1. Gene Ontology annotation, biological process: sister chromatid cohesion. Bases 569 to 4357 code for a protein of 1262 amino acids. Gene Ontology annotation, molecular function: chromatin binding. The transcript has 26 exons. NCBI's taxonomy places the organism in Eukaryota, Metazoa, Chordata, Actinopteri, Salmoniformes, Salmonidae. The record is from RefSeq and is a predicted model, not a curated record. Gene Ontology annotation, cellular component: chromatin; cohesin complex; nucleus.